Sinocyclocheilus anshuiensis is the source of this 10216-nucleotide messenger RNA. RefSeq lists its product as uncharacterized. NCBI's taxonomy places the organism in Eukaryota, Metazoa, Chordata, Actinopteri, Cypriniformes, Cyprinidae. The transcript has 14 exons. Gene Ontology annotation, molecular function: GTPase activity; GTP binding. The coding region runs from base 82 to 10152 and encodes 3356 amino acids. The record is from RefSeq and is a predicted model, not a curated record.
CAAAGUGACAGCAUAAUUCCUAAAGAUUCUCACAGAGAAGAGGCACACUCAAAAUCAAGUCCAGUUAUUCAUAAGAGAAAAAUGGGCUCAACUCGUAGACCUCUCAAAGAGAAUAAAGGACAAAGAAAAGAACAUGAUGAGAAAGAAAUCUUCAGUUUGGACAAUGAAUCUAGAUAUAUUGCAGCGAGUGUCUGUGACAUUUCAGAAUCACAAACCCUCCCAAAAACUCAAGCAUUGUCCCAGGAAGAUACUGGAGAUGCUGAAAUAGUGCCAGCAGAGGGAGACACAGAACGUCACUUAGAAAACAAAACAUUUGACUCAACAGCAUUUGAAGAAGCAACAGAAGAGAACAUCUGUGAAGCUAAUGUUUUAAUCAAAGAAGUUGAGUUUAUUGGAGAUACAGUUACAGUGGAGAGUAAUAUGACUACUGGGUCAGAUUUUAUUCAAAAUGACACUUCCUCUAAUGCAAAACAGGAAGCAUUAAUAGUAUCUGACAAUGCUGAGUGUGAAGUUCAGGAAGAUACAGAUGCAAUUCCCAAGCAAAGUGACACCACCAUCAUUCCUGAAGAUAUUCAGAGAGAGGAGGCACACUCAGAAUUCACAGUUAUUCACAAGAGAAAAAUGGGCUCAACUCGUAGACCUCUCAGAGGGAAACAUGGACAAAGAAAAGAAAAAGAACAUCAUGAUGAAAAUGAGACACCUGACAGUGAAGGUAUGAUCAAUGUAGAGAAAGAAACAAUUAGUUUGGAGGAUGAACCCAGUCUAGAUGAAUCUACAUUACAAAGUUUAAAAGAUGGAGCUAAAGAACAGGAGAUGGAAGUAUGCGAGAAGAAUGAUGUUGGUCCUGUUGAAGGGUCUAAAUCAGCAGACCUGCAGUCAUCAUGUAGUUCAGACUUAACAUCUGAGGAAUCCAUUGCAGUAAGUAUCUGUCACAUCACAGAAUCACAAACCCUCAUGAAACUGAAUGAAGAGUCCCAGGAAAAUGCUGGAGAUGCUGAAAAAGUGGCAGCAGAGGAAGACAAAGACUUACAAUUAAAAAUUGAAUCACAAAACAAAAUAUUUGACUCAACAACUAGUCAAGCUGAAGGAACAGAAAAGAACAUCAAUGAUGUUAGUGUGACAUUAGUCAGAGAAGCUGAAGUUAUUGGAGAUACAGGUACAGUGGAGAGUAAUAUGACUACGGAGUCAGAUUUUCUUCAUACUUCUCCUGAUGCACACAUCGAAGCAUUGAAAAUAUCUGAAAAUGCUGAGAAAGAAGUUUCAGGAGAAACAGACACAAUUCUUAAACAAAGUGACAUCAGCAUCAUUCCUAAAGAUUCUCACAGAGAAGAGGCACACUCAAAAUCAAGUCCAGUUAUUCAUAAGAGAAAAAUGGGCUCAACUCAUAGACCUCUCAAAGGGAAUAAAGGACAAAGGCAAGAACAUGAUGAGAAAGAAAUCUUCAGAUUGGAGGAUGAACCCAGUCCAGAUGAAUCUAGAUAUAUUGCAGUGAGUAUCUGUGACAUUUCAGAAUCACAAACCCUCCCAAAAACUCAUGCAGGGUCCCAGGAAAAUACUGGAGAUGUUGAAAUAGUGCCAGCAGAGGGAGACACAGAACGACACUUAGAAAACAAAACAUUUGACUCAACAGCAUUUGAAGAAGAAUCAGCAGAAGAGAACAUCUGUGAAGCUAGUGUUUUAGUCAAAGAAGUUGAGUUUAUUGGAGAUACAGUUACAGUGGAGAGUAAUGUGACUACUGAGUCAGACUUUCUUCAAAGUUCUGCUGAUGCAUUGAAAGCACACUCAAAAUCAAGUCCAGUUAUUCAUAAGAGGAAAAUGGGCUCAACUCGUAGACCUCUCAAAGGGAAUAAAGGACAAAGACAAGAACAUAAUGAGAAAGAAAUCUUCAGCUUGGAGGAUGAACCCAGUCCAGAUAAAUCUAGGUAUAUUGCAGUGAGUAUCUGUGACAUUUCAGAAUCACAAACCCUCCCAAAAACUCAUGCAGGGUCCCAGGAAAAUACUGGAGAUGUUGAAAUAGUGCCAGCAGAGGGAGACACAGAACGACACUUAGAAAACAAAACAUUUGACUCAACAGCAUUUGAAGAAGAAUCAGCAGAAGAGAACAUCUGUGAAGCUAGUGUUUUAGUCAAAGAAGUUGAGUUUAUUCGAGAUACAGUUACAGUGGAGAGUAAUAUGACUACUGAGUCAGAUUUGAUUCAAAAUGACACUUCCUCUGAUGCAAAACAGGAAGCAUUAAAAGUAUCUGACAAUGCUGAGUGUGAAGUUCAGGAAGAUACAGACGCAAUUCCCAAGCAAAGUGACACCACCAUCAUUCCUGAAGAUACUCAGAGAGAGGAGGCACACUCAGAAUCCACAGUUAUUCACAAGAGAAAAAUGGGCUCAACUCGUAGACCUCUCAGAGGGAAACAUGGACAAAGAAAAGAAAAAGAACAUCAUGAUGAAAAUGAGACACCUGACAGUGAAGGUAUGAUCAAUGUAGAGAAAGAAACAAUUAGUUUGGAGGAUGAACCCAGUCUAGACGAAUCUACAUUACAAAGUUUAAAAGAUGGAGCUAAAGAACAGGAGAUGGAAAUAUGCGAGAAGAAUGAUGUUGGUCCUGUUGAAGGGUCUGAAUCCGCUGACCUGCAGUCAUCAUGUAGUUCAGACUUAACAUUUGAGGAAUCCAUUCUAAUAAGUAUCUGUCACAUCACAGAAUCACAAACCCUCAUGAAACUGAAUGAAGAGUACCAGGAAAAUGCUGGAGAUGCUGAAAAAGUGGCAGCAGAGGAAGACAAAGAUUUACAAUUAAAAAUUGAAUCACAGAACAAAAUAUUUGACUCAACAACUAGUGAAGCUGAAGGAACGGAAGAGAACAUCAAUGAUGUUAGUGUGACAUUAGUCAGAGAAGUUGAAGUUAUUGGAGAUACAGGUACAGUGGAGAGUAAUAUGACUACGGAGUCAGAUUUUCUUCAAAUUUCUCCUGAUGCACACAUCGAAGCAUUGAAAAUAUCUGAAAAUGCUGAGGAAAAAGUUUCAGGAGAAACAGACACAAUUCUUAUACAAAGUGACAUCAGCAUCAUUCCUACAGUUUCUCACAGAGAAGAGGUACACUCAAAAUCAAGUCCAGUUAUUCAUAAGAGGAAAAUGGGCUCAACUCGUAGACCUCUCGAAGGGAAUAAAGGACAAAGACAAGAACAUGAUGAGAAAAAAAUCUUCAGUUUGGACGAUGAAUCUAGAUAUACUGCAGUGAGUGUCUGUGACAUUUCAGAAUCACAAACCCUCCCAAACACUCAUGCAGGGUCCCAGGAAAAUACUGGAGAUGUUGAAAUAGUACCAGCAGAGGGAGAAACAGAACGACACUUAGAAAACAAAACAUUUGACCCAACAGCAUUUGAAGGAGAAGCAACAGAAGAGAACAUCUGUGAAGCUAGUGUUUUAGUCAAAGAAGUUGAGUUUAUUGGAGAUACAGUUACAGUGGAGAGUAAUAUGACUACUGAAUCAGAUUUUAUUCAAAAUGACAUUUCCUCUGAUGCAAAACAGGAAGCAUUAAAAGUAUCUGACAAUACUGAGUGUGAAGUUCAGGAAGAUACAGACGCAAUUCCCAAGCAAAGUGACACCACCAUCAUUCCUGAAGAUAUUCAGAGAGAGGAGGCACACUCAGAAUUCACAGUUAUUCACAAGAGAAAAAUAGGCUCAACUCGUAGACCUCUCAGAGGGAAACAUGGACAAAGAAAAGAAAAAGAACAUCAUGAUGAAAAUGAGACACCUGACAGUGAAGGUAUGAUCAAUGUAGAGAAAGAAACAAUUAGUUUGGAGGAUGAACCCAGUCUAGAUGAACCUAGAUAUACUGCAGUGAGUGACAUUUCAGAAUCACAAACCCUCACAAAAUUUCAUGCAGAGUCCCAAGAAGAUUAUAAAGAUGUUGAAAGAGCACUAGUAGGGAGAGACACAGAACCACACUCAGUUCAAACCGAAAUCACAACUCUUAAUUCAGCCACAUUUGAAGGAGAAGGAACAGAAGAGAUCAUCUGUGAAGCUAGCGUUGUAGUCAAAGAAAUUGAGUUUAUUGGAGAUACAGUUACAGUGGAGAGUGAUAUGACUAUUAAGUCAGAUUUCCUUCAAAAUGACAUUUCCACUGAUACAAAAUCAGAAGCAUUGAUAUCUGAAAUUGCUGAGAAUGAAGGAAAAAAAGACACAAUUCCCAAACAAAGUGACGCCAACAUCAUUCCAGAGGUUCCUCACGGAGAGGAGGUACACACAAAAUUGAGUCUUAAUGUUCAGAAGCGAAAAAUGGGCUCAACUCGUAGACCUCUCAAAGGGAAUAAAGGACAAAGAAAAGAACAUGAUGAGAAAGAAAUCUUCAUUUUGGAAGAUGAGUCUAGAUAUACUGCAGCGAGUGUCUGUGACAUUUCAGAAUCACAAACCCUCCCAAAAACUCAUGCAGGGUCCCAGGAAGAUACUGGAAAUGUUGAAAUAGUGCCAGCAGAGGGAGACACAGAACGACACUUAGAAAACAAAACAUUUGACUCAACAGCAUUUGAAGAAGAAGCAGCAGAAGAGAACAUCUGUGAAGCUAGUGUUUUAAUCAAAGAAGUUGAGUUUAUUGGAGAUACAGUUACAGUGGAGAGUAAUAUGACUAAGUCAGAUUUGCUUCAAAAUUACAUUUCCACUGAUGCAAAACCAGAAGCAUUGAUAUCUGAAAUUGCUGAGAAUGAAGGAAAAACAGACACAAUUCCCAAACAAAGUGACGCCAACAUCAUUCCAGAAGUUCCUCACGGAGAGGAGGUACACACAAAAUUGAGUCUUAAUGUUCAGAAGCGAAAAAUGGGCUCAACUCGUAGACCUCUCAAAGGGAAUAAAGGACAAAGACAAGAACAUAAUGAGAAAGAAAUCUUCAGCUUGGAGGAUGAACCCAGUCCAGAUGAAUCUAGGUAUAUUGCAGUGAGUAUCUGUGACAUUUCAGAAUCACAAACCCUCCCAAAAACUCAUGCAGGGUCCCAGGAAAAUACUGGAGAUGUUGAAAUAGUGCCAGCAGAGGGAGACACAGAACGACACUUAGAAAACAAAACAUUUGACUCAACAGCAUUUGAAGAAGCAACAGAAGAGAACAUCUGUGAAGCUAGUGUUUUAAUCAAAGAAGUUGAGUUUAUUGGAGAUACAGUUACAGUGGAGAGUAAUAUGACUACUGAGUCAGAUUUGAUUCAAAAUGACACUUCCUCUGAUGCAAAACAGGAAGCAUUAAAAGUAUCUGACAAUGCUGAGUGUGAAGUUCAGGAAGAUACAGACGCAAUUCCCAAGCAAAGUGACACCACCAUCAUUCCUGAAGAUAUUCAGACAGAGGAGGCACACUCAGAAUCCACAGUUAUUCACAAAAGAAAAAUGGGCUCAACUCGUAGACCUCUCAGAGGGAAACAUGGACAAAGAAAAGAAAAAGAACAUCAUGAUGAAAAUGAGACACCUGACAGUGAAGGUAUGAUCAAUGUAGAGAAAGAAACAAUUUGUUUGGAGGAUGAACCCAGUCUAGACGAAUCUACAUUACAAAGUUUAAAAGAUGGAGCUAAAGAACAGGAGAUGGAAAUAUGCGAGAAGAAUGAUUUUGUUCCUGUUGAAGGGUCUGAAUCCGCUGACCUGCAGUCAUCAUGUAGUUCCGACUUAACAUCUGAGGAAUCCAUUGCAAUAAGUAUCUGUCACAUCACAGAAUCACAAACCCUCAUGAAACUGAAUGAAGAGUCCCAGGAAAAUGCUGGAGAUGCUGAAAGAGUGGCAGUAGGAGGAGAAACAGACCUACAUUUAGAAAUUAAAGCACAGAUCAAAACAUCUGACUCAACCAGUGAAGCUGAAGGAACAGAAAAGAACAUACAUGAUGCUAGUGUUUUAGUGAGAGAAGUUGAAAUUAUUGGAGAUACAGUUACAGUGGAGAGUAAUAUGACUUCUGAGUCAGACUUUCUUCAAAGUUCUCCUGAUGCAUUGAAAGUAUCUCAAAAUUCUGCGAAAGAAGUUUCAGGAGAAACAGAAACAAUUCUCAAGCAAAGUGACAUCAACAUCAUUCCUGAAGAUUCUCAUGGAGAGGAGGCACACUCAAAAUCAAGUCCAGUUAUUCAUAAGAGGAAAAUGGCCUCAACUCGUAGACCUCUCAAAGGAAAUAAAGGACAAAGAAAAGAAAUAGAACAUCAUGAUGAAAAUGAGACACUUGAAUGUGAAGGUAUGAUCAAUGUAGAGAAAGAAACAAUUAGUUUGGAGGAUGAACCCAGUCUAGAUGAACCUAGAUAUACUGCAGUGAGUGACAUUUCAGAAUCACAAACCCUCACAAAAUUACAUGCAGAGUCCCAAGAAGAUUAUAACGAGGUUGAAAGAGCACUAGUAGGGAGAGACACAGAACCACACUCAGUUCAAACCGAAAUCACAACUCUUAAUUCAGGCACAUUUGAAGGAGAAGGAACAGAAGAGAUCAUCUGUGAAGCUAGUGUUGUAGUCAAAGAAAUUGAGUUUAUUGGAGAUACAGUUACAGUGGAGAGUAAUAUGACUGUUAAGUCAGAUUUGCUUCAAAAUGACAUUUCCACUGAUGCAAAACCAGAAGCAUUGAUAUCUGAAAUUGCUGAGAAUGAAGGAAAAACAGACACAAUUCCGAAACAAAGUGGCACCAAAAUCAUUCCAGAAGUUCCUCACGGAGAGGAGGUACACACAAAAUUGAGUCUUAAUGUUCAGAAGCGAAAAAUGGGCUCAACUCGUAGACCUCUCAGAGGGAACAAAGGACAAAGAAAAGUGAGAGUAGAAUCCGAGGAAAAGAAUGGAGAUAUUGAAGUAUUGUCAGAAGUGGAAGACACAGAAACACGCUUAGAAAUUCAAAACCAGGAUAACGUGGUUGAUCACAAUGUGACACAAGAAAUUAUGAAUAUAAGAGAUAAUGAAGAUGAGGAGAAAAAGACCACAAAGACAGUGGACAUGUCAGUGCAGGAGCUAUGUGAUGAUUUGGAACUAGAGCAGAGACCAGAUGUAUCUCAAACACAAACUGGUCCAUCACAGGAUGAUACUGGCUCAUAUUUAUUACAGGUCCCAGAAAGAACUGCAGAUUUUGUUAGAGACAGAUUUGCCUGUAAGAGUCAUUCUGAUCUGGUCUUGUCUGAUGCCCUGCUUAUAGAGGAAACACAAAUUCAUGAGUCAUCUGAGGAUGUUCCCCCGACAGAGAUGGUUGAAAUGCAUCCAGUCUCCAAAAGGUCUAUGCAGAAGAGAAAAAUGGGGUCAACUCGGAAGAGAGGGAAGAGAAUGGUGAAUGACGAGGAGGUUGAAGAGAAAGAGGGGGAAACUGAAAAUACAACAAAUGAUGAUGGGACCACAAAGUCAGAGGAGAAUUUAACUAUUGAAGAAGCCAUUGCAGGAUCUCCUGUACACCAGCAACUGUUUAGUUCAUCUGCUGAUAAAGAAGGCCAUGAUAUUCAGGAUAUUGGUAGUAAAUCAGAUGUGCAGACAGAAAUCUCAGAACCAAAUGAUCCAAAUUCUACCAUAAAUCCAGAACUAUUGAUAGAAUCUGAAUGUUCUUCAAAUGUUGCUGCUGAGAUGGUUUCAGACCUUCCAUUGGGAGAUGCUGACACAUACUUAGGUCCUAAACAAAGUGUCAUUCCUAAAGAGUCUCUUAGAGAAGAUCAAUCAAGCUUGAAUCCAGUUGUUCAAAAACGAAAAAUGGGGUCAACACGUAAGACGCUCAGAGGGAACAAAGGGCAGGGAAAAGAAGUAGAAUCCAAAAAGAUGGAUAGAGAUAGUGAAGAAAUGACACAGGAACAGGAUACAGAACCACAUUUAGCAACCAGUGCAAGAAAAACUGAAUGUAAAUUUGAUGAAGAGGCUGAACAAAACUUCCCUGUUGAAUUUUCUUAUCCAGUGGCUUCUUCAAAAAUGUUCUCUGAAUCAGAAAAUGGAGUGAAGGAAGUUUCUCCAAAUAUCCAUGACCUAUCUGAGGUGAGUGAGGAAAAGGGGAUGGAAAGUACUGGAAAUUACAGUAAUAGUGAGAAUAAGGCAAUCAAUCUCUAUGACGGGACAAAGGACAAAUUUGUCUUGACAGUUAGUCACGAAGAUGUUGAUCAAACCGUGACUGUAGAUUACCUUGAUCAACAUGUUUAUGUAGGAUCAGAGCCUGAACAAACUGAAAACACAGGCCAUUCUUUUCCCACACAAGAACUAAAAAACACUCAGGAUGAUGUUGUUUAUGAAAUCAGUUCCACCCAAGAAAAGAGGCGAAAGAUGGGCUCAACCCGGAGAUAUCCUAGAGUAAUGCAUGGGGAAAAUAUGGCCAAUAAUGAAGAUGGACUUGGUGUGGCAGAGGAUAGAGAAACUAAGAAAGCAGAAGAUGAUUUGGAUGAUAUGCCUUUAGCAUCAAGCAUCAGUCAGUCCAAGGAAGUGUCUUCAGUCAGAACCACAGAUCUUGAAUCAGAAAUGUUAAGUAGUGCAACUGAUUUAAAAGGUGAACAUGAUCAUCAGAACAAUUCUGAACCCAGUGGACCAACAGUGCCUGAAACACCUGAAAAUACCCUUCAAAUAUGUGAUAAUCAGUUAGUAAAUGCUGAUGUUACCAAACAUCCACAGUCAGAGACUGUUACCACUGAGAAGAGAAGAAAGAUGGGCUCCACUCGGAAAAAUCUCAGAGAAGGAAGAAUACAAGGAAAAAGAGAUGGAUAUGAAGAAACAGAAACUACAGACACAAAUCUGCAGAUGUCUCAGGACUCUGAAAUGAGCUUAGGGGAACAAACAACUCACGAUUACUCUAAUCAGUCAGAGGAUUCACUUCUCUGUGAAUUAGAAAGAGCAUUAAAUAAGACGUCUCAACAUUCAAUGAGUAAUGAUCGGGAAUCAAUCGUCAAAGAGCCUAACCCUGAAGACUUAGUGAAUGCUUCUGAUCUUAAUAUGUCAGAAAACUCCGAAAUCAAAUCUCUCCAGCCGACACCAUUGGCUCACAGUGAACCCAACUCACCAGGAAGACGAAGAAGAAAAAUGGGUUCAACUCGCAAGAAUCCCAGAGAGCAGCUCAAAGCAGAAAGGGAGGAUGAAGACAAAGAGGAUGGGGAGAAAGAUGAGAAUUUAAAGACAGAUAAGCAAGAAAACAAGGAUCUUGAAAGAGUUGAGGUGUCUAUAGUGCAUAAUAUCACUGAAAACAAACUGAAUAAAGAGUAUCUUGAUGUCUCUAGUGCACACACAAGUAGCAGUCAGCUAGAAGAGAGCACUAACCCUGUUAGCCAAGAAAGGACGUCUCCAUCAACUAAAAGGAAGUUUGGGUCCAGACGCACUAAGGGCAAACAAGGCCUUGGUAGUCUAGCCGCUUCUGAUUUUGGGAAUGAAUUAGAAGAUGGAGAUCAUAAACCAGACAGCUCUGAGGUUGAGGACAAGCUAUGCAGUGAUGACUUAGAGGUUUGUGAUCCAUGCCUCACCUUACAACCAGAGAAUCAACCAAUUGCCCAUCCAGUCUCAGAGCAGAGGAACAUGGAAGCCAAAAAUGAAGAAGCUGCUCCAAAAGGCACUGGUGCUGGUCUCGUUUCUUUGGACCAAAUCAUGAAACAUGAUAGAAGCACUGGAGCUAAGCAGACUGUAAAUCUCAAGAACAGGAUUUCAGAUGCUGAAGUAGUUCAGUUUAACAUUGUCAUGGUGGGAAACAGCUGUGUGGGAAAGACUUCCUUCAUCAGACGCUUCCAUGAAGGGCAGUUCACUGAGGAUUACCGCUCCACUAUUGGUGUUGACACCUGUACACAGACUGUUGCUCUGCCUGACAGAACUGUUAAACUGCAGAUAUGGGACACAGCAGGACAAGAGAGGUUUCACAGCAUCACCACACAAGUGUUCCACAAGGCUGAUGGGCUUCUGCUCAUGUAUGAAAUCACAUGUUCAAAUAGUUUUAUUUCUGUACGGGAUUGGAUCUCUCAAGCUCAGAAAAGGGCUCCCGAUGAUGUCAUCAUGAUGUUGCUUGGAAACAAGAAUGAUUCUGUAAAGCGUGCAGUCCAGAUUCAGGAAGGGGCAGAGCUGGCCAGAGAGUAUAACAUAAAUUUCAUGGAGUGCAGUGCUGCAACUGGGGCGAAUGUGUCAGAAUCCAUGAGAACUCUUGCAGAGUUGUUAAUGCAGCGCAAAUCACAGAAGGAGAGACACACAACAUUGAGAAGAGAACCAUCACAGAAGAAAUCUGGUUGCUGUUGAAAACACACUCCCACACACACAACAUGCAUGACCAUUCAAAAGUUUGGGUUAGUUAGAUAUUUUU